AUGCUCGGCUUCACUCCGAUGCGGCGUCGAGCUGCACGCGGCACUCUCACCUUAUCCACCUUCCUCCUCCUCCUCCUUCUUUCGCAAGCGGUCUCGGGCUACAAACCCAACUCGCCCUACUACGGCGCAGGCCGACGAGUGGCCAUGUCAUCGCUGCGCACCCUCACAUUCUACUCGGACCGACGCACAGCCUACCGUCGCACCUCCGCACUGCCUCAACUCACGUGUGAGGGGAGCAUGUGUUCGCGCUACCAGCCCGAUGUGGUGCAGUGCCAGGCGAUGGGCGAUGGACAGUGGAAGUGCGCCGCCGACCUCCCCAGCACGAUGCGCAUGGGCAGGGUCGAGGUGAGCUGCGAAGGUUACGAUUAUGCCGAGGACCCGUAUGUGUUGAAGGAUAGCUGUGCGUUGACGUACCAUCUGCUGCCGAGCGGAAGGGGACCGGACGAUCCGUGGCGCAGUUAUCGGGGGCAAAGAAACGGGUGGGGGGAGAGGCUGGUGGGCUGGCUCUUUCAGAUGGUCUUUUGGGGUGUGCUGGCGGUGAUUGUGGUUAAUUUUGUUCGAGCGGUACGCGGCAAUGCGGGUAGUGGUGGUGGUGGUGGUCGAGCCGGCGGCGGCGGCGGCGGUGGCUGGGGAGGUGGAGGAGGAGGAGGAGGAGGAGGCUGGUGGCCCGGCGGAUCGUACCCACCACCGCCACCAUACACUCCCAAACCCGAACCAGAUUCUGCACCUUCAGCAUCAUCUUGGAGACCCGGCUUCUGGACAGGUCUCGGGCUCGGCGGUCUCGCCGCUACCGCCGCCGCCUCUUCACGCCGUCGACCACCCGGCGCCGGCGGAUUCUACUACCCGCCACCACAAGCUGGCUUUCUGCACGAGCCCAGCUUCAGCAGCGGCUUCGGCGGACGCAGAAGGGGCUGGGACGACGACGACCGAGGCGUAGGCUCAAGUUCAGCGUGGCGCGAAAGCACAGGAUUCGGGGGCACGAGAAAUCGAUGA
This is a messenger RNA of Sporisorium graminicola, 993 nucleotides long. RefSeq lists its product as uncharacterized. The coding region runs from base 1 to 993 and encodes 330 amino acids. The transcript has a single exon. Lineage: Eukaryota; Fungi; Basidiomycota; Ustilaginomycetes; Ustilaginales; Ustilaginaceae. Gene Ontology annotation, cellular component: endoplasmic reticulum membrane. Gene Ontology annotation, biological process: regulation of store-operated calcium entry. The record is from RefSeq and is a predicted model, not a curated record.